Molecule: messenger RNA, 1474 nt
Organism: Schistosoma turkestanicum
Lineage: Eukaryota; Metazoa; Platyhelminthes; Trematoda; Strigeidida; Schistosomatidae
Source: the annotation of a GenBank genome assembly
UAUAUAUGGAAAUAUAGUAAAUUAGCUAUGUGAAGUUUAAAAAUAAUGUUCUUUGAUACUCAAACUUUCUCUAAAACCUUUAGUUAGUAACAUGUUUAGGAAAAUAAGUUCUGACUAGAUCAUCUCUUACAUCCGGUUCGUUGCACAACUUCUUUGUCAAUGAAUAUAUAUUGUAGACAUUUAAUAGCAUUGUUUGCAUGCACAGAUUCUGACGUAUCAGUGUCAUGUUCAACACAGACAGAAAGAUGUAAAUGUAGUUAGUGUUUGAUAUCAGAUAAGAUAGCACUUAACACGAUUUCGCAAGUUUUCAAACGAUCAUUUGCCACGGUAUUCCUAAUGACUUCAAAAGAUUCACCAUAGACCCUGCUUGCUAUUUUCAGCAUUCUCAUCAUCACAAUGAAAUGUUCUCUCAAAAGUCCGCUAAAUAACAAUGAAAAUCAGUAACAUUGUUUUUUCUAUAUAAAGUGUCAAAUAUCGAUAGAUAUUUCUCUAAAAUUAAUAAAUCUUAUAUAUGCGCUAUUCAAUGAACUUUGAUUAUGCUAUGAAAUGCAGUAACGAGAAACUAUAUUGAUUUAAAGAACAUCAAAUCAACUCUAUCAUUGAACAUAUAACAAAGUACUAUAAGUAUAACAUUUAUAUCAAACUUCGUUAUAAAAACAUUGAGUUUCACAAAAUUAUGCAACAUCAGCUUAAUAGUUGUUUUAUGCCUAAAAAUAGAAUCAUGAAAUAUAUAUAUUCGUUAUUUGUACUUAUUAUCUCAUUGACAUCGAUAGAGUUUAUCAAAACUGAUGAAAAUGAUGACAUCAGUGAUAACAAAUACAAUCACAGUGAACGUUUACACCAUUAUCCUUCGAAGAAUAACAUAACUUAUCAAUCUAACAAUUACAAUGACGUUUCAAUACAACGCACAAAUACUAAACGAAAAGAAAAUAAUCCUAAUGGGAAUUAUGAACAAAAUAGAAAAUCUAUUCGAUCUAGACAUGAUGGUUAUGCACGUAGAAAUGGUAAAAUUCAAUCUUGUGGAAACAGUGUCAGAGGUGGAAGUUAUUCAGAAAGUACAUAUUUUACAUUACACGCUGGAACGGAUAAAUAUGGUCGACGACAUGAUGAUUCACAAUUCCAAUCACGUGGAAUGUCCAAAGGUUAUCGUGGUAGUACAUUUAUUAACGCUUUCAAUUUAUUCGGUUAUAUAAAAAGUAAACAAUAUCAUAUAAAAACAACUCAAUCAAAACGAAGAGAUAAAUACAUGAAUAAACGUGUUCUGUAUCCCGACAAUUCCAAUGUCAAAAUGAAACAGAAAAUGAAACGUCCCGAAUUAUCAGUUUACAAAGGUGAAAGCAGAUCAUUGGGGAAAAAUAUUACUCAUCGUUAUAGAAACUCGAGCAAUGCAUCACUUCCAUUAUCCAGUAGAUAGCCCUAAUCGUACUGAAUAAAAUGUUGUAAUUAAUAGUAAAUUAUAUUCAUUUCGUUUACG